Molecule: messenger RNA, 328 nt
Organism: Acomys russatus (golden spiny mouse)
Lineage: Eukaryota; Metazoa; Chordata; Mammalia; Rodentia; Muridae
Product: diazepam-binding inhibitor-like 5
Exons: 1
Coding region: 18-299 (93 amino acids)
Biological process (GO): fatty acid metabolic process
Cellular component (GO): mitochondrion
Molecular function (GO): fatty-acyl-CoA binding
Source: RefSeq, a predicted model, not a curated record
UUCUCGUACCAGGUAUCAUGGCCUCUGGUGCACCAAUGAGCCAAGUGGAGUUUGAAAUGGCCUGUGCUUCACUCAAGCAGCUGAAGGGUCCCGUGAGCGAUCAGGAGAAACUGCUGGUGUACAGCUUCUACAAACAGGCCACCCAGGGCGACUGUAACAUCCCCGCCCCUCCAGCCACGGACGUGAAAGCAAAGGCCAAAUGGGAGGCGUGGAACGCGAACAAAGGGACGUCCAAGAUGGAUGCCAUGAGGAUCUACAUCGCCAAAGUCGAAGAGCUGAAGAAAAACGAGGCUGGCUGAAAGACAUGUUGGCAGACACAAGGAAGUAG